Molecule: messenger RNA, 555 nt
Organism: Lottia gigantea (owl limpet)
Lineage: Eukaryota; Metazoa; Mollusca; Gastropoda; Lottiidae
Exons: 6
Coding region: 1-555 (184 amino acids)
Biological process (GO): nuclear-transcribed mRNA poly(A) tail shortening; regulation of stem cell population maintenance; regulation of DNA-templated transcription
Cellular component (GO): CCR4-NOT core complex; P-body
Source: RefSeq, a predicted model, not a curated record
AUGGUAACAGAUCAAUUUGGUAUUGUUGGUUUAUUAUCGUUUAUAAGAGCGGCCAUGGAUGGUACAAUGGUACCAGCUAUAAUACCUGGUAUAGAUUUAACAACACUGGGUUUAAACCUUAACUCACCUGAAAAUUUAUACAGCACUUUUCAGUCUCCGUGGGCAGAAGCACCUUGUAGACCUCAAGAUAUAGAUUUUCAUGUUCCAGCAGAAUAUAUAACUAAUAUCUAUAUUAGAUUUAAGCUUGCACCAAUCAAAUUUUUUCGUUAUGGAGAAGAUUUAUUGUUUUUCUUAUUCUAUAUGAGUGGUGGAGAUGUUUUACAGUUGGCAGUCGCUGCAGAAUUAUAUAACCGAGACUGGAGAUAUCAUAAAGAAGAAAGAACAUGGAUGACACGCGCCCCCUGGGGGACAUAUUAUUUCUUCGAUGCAGUGAAAUGGAGGAAGGUGGCUCGAGAAUNUCAUUUAGAGUAUGAUAAACUUGAAGAAAGACCAACACUUCCAUCAUUUCUGAGCCAGAAUAUGAAUAAUCCCAAUCAACCCAAUGUAGCCCAUUAG